CUGGACGGUAAAGGUUAGAGGCCCGCGUCGUCCGAAAGUCCUUCUCUCUGUCCUCCCGGACCCAGGCAACGUCCCUUUGAGACAGCGCCUUUUGUAUAUCGUCCGCCCUGCAACGCGGACGACAACAUAUAAACGUAUGACCGGCAACACCGGCGACACAAUGAGAGGAUCGCUGCUCGUUGCCGUGCUCGUGGCAGUGGUGGUACACCUGCCUCUAGCGUCAGCCUGGUACCUCCCUGGAUCCGCUCCUCGGUCAUACAAGCGAGCCGAUGUGGUGCCUUUCAGCGUCAACGCCCUGCAGCCGAUGCCUGCGUCCCGGGGCAAUCCUUAUUCACAACUGCCGCCACCAGCGGGAGCGGGGACAGGGUCCAAUUCAGCCAUCAAGUCGAUUAUCAACAUCGACUACUACCAUCCAAAGUUGCACUUUUGCCAGCCGCACGGUGGACCUCACUCCAAGGCAGAGAGCUUGGGAAGCGUUCUGUUUGGCGAUCGCAUCUACGAUUCACCCAUCCAGGCUCACCUGCUGAAGAACGAGUCGUGCGUCCAUGUGUGCACAGAGGCUGUUCCUUCCGAGGACAUGACCUUCAUCAACGAUCGAAUCACGGAGCAAUAUGCUGUCAACUGGAUGGUCGAUGGUCUUCCCGUGGCUACCAAGAAGAUCGCUGAUCGAACCAAGGAAAUCUUCUAUUCGAUUGGCUUCCCUCUGGGGCAGCUUUACAACGAUCACAACCUCCCCUAUGACCCGCCGGCGCUCAACAACCAUCACGACAUCUACAUCGAAUAUCAUCAGCGAGGCCCCAACGAGUACCGUAUCGUUGGUGCUACCGUGUACCCCCGCUCGAUCGACAGCCUUGCCGAUGGGCGAACGCAGCCAGUCUGUGACGAGGUAAAACCGUUGCAGCUCUACCCCAAGACGGUGGCAGGCCAAUCUACGUCCGAGAGGCAUGUUGCCUACACCAUCAACACCUAUUGGAUUCCGAGCGACACGCCGUGGGCGACGAGGUGGGACAAUUACCUGCGCGUUUUCGACCCGAGAAUUCAUUGGUUCGCCCUCGUCAAUUCCAUCAUCAUUGUCUCCUUUCUCAUCGUCAUGGUGGCCAUGAUUCUUAUGCGGUCUGUCUCUCGCGACAUCUCCCGCUACAAUGCCAUCGACCUGGACGAGGACGUGCAGGAAGAGUAUGGCUGGAAGCUCGUCCAUGCCGAUGUCAACCGCUCACCCCCGCGGCCCAUGCUUCUUGCUUCGAUGGUGGGCACCGGCUGCCAGCUGAUCGCAAUGUCGCUCGUCACCCUCGUCUUUGCCCUUCUGGGCUUCCUUUCCCCGAGCAAUCGGGGCAGCUUGGGCACAGUGAUGAUCGUCACCUGGUGUCUUUUUGGAUCCAUUGCCGGCUUCUUCUCGUCCCGCGUCUACAUCUCGCUGGGAGGCGAAUCGUGGCAACGCCUGACAUUUAUGACAGCUGUCCUCUUUCCCGCCGUCAUCUUCUCGUCGAUACUCUCCAUCAAUUUCUUCCUCGUCACCUCCAACGCCUCUGGUGCUGUUCCCUUCGGUACCCUCUUGGCGCUCGUUGCCCUGUGGUUCUGCAUCAACAUGCCCCUUGUCCUCAUCGGGAGCAUCGUCGGCAUUCGCACUGGUGGGUGGCAAGCUCCAACAAAGGUGAAUGCCAUCCCGCGCCAGAUUCCUCCCACAGUCUGGUAUUUGCGUCCCUGGACGAGCGCAAUCAUGGCUGGUGUUUUACCGUUUGGGGCGGCGUUCCUUGAACUCUUCUUUGUCAUGAAUAGCCUCUUUGGCACAAAAGUCUACUAUGCUUUCGGAUUCCUCACUCUCACUUUCAUCGUCACCGCUCUGACAACAGCGACAGUCACGGUCCUCUAUACUUACUUCAGCCUUUGCGCUGAAGACUACCGGUGGCACUGGCGGGCAUUUGUCACUGGAGGUGGAUCGGCUUUCUGGCUCUUCCUUUACGGCCUCUUUUACUGGGCCACCAGGCUUGACCUCGACGGUUUCAGCAACCGGAUCCUGUAUCUGGGAUAUCUCAGCCUGCUGUCGGUCUUGGAUUUCCUCCUCUUUGGCACCAUUGGGUGGGGCGCCAGCUACAUUGCCAUUCGAGCGAUGUACAAGAGUGUUCGCGUGGAUUGA
Messenger RNA from Acaromyces ingoldii, 2134 nucleotides. RefSeq lists its product as hypothetical. Lineage: Eukaryota; Fungi; Basidiomycota; Exobasidiomycetes; Exobasidiales; Cryptobasidiaceae. Gene Ontology annotation, biological process: protein localization to membrane; vacuolar transport. The transcript has 5 exons. The record is from RefSeq and is a predicted model, not a curated record. Gene Ontology annotation, cellular component: membrane. The coding region runs from base 137 to 2134 and encodes 665 amino acids.